Messenger RNA from Loxodonta africana (African savanna elephant), 8459 nucleotides. It is a transcript of the gene DDHD1, whose product is annotated as DDHD domain containing 1. Bases 168 to 2999 code for a protein of 943 amino acids. The record is from RefSeq and is a predicted model, not a curated record. Gene Ontology annotation, molecular function: glycerophospholipase activity; metal ion binding. The transcript has 15 exons. Lineage: Eukaryota; Metazoa; Chordata; Mammalia; Proboscidea; Elephantidae. Gene Ontology annotation, cellular component: cytoplasm.
GCGGGCCUCGAGGGGGGCGGAGACGCCGCCGCUGCCUGCGCAGCGGGGUUCGGGAUUUGAAAGAUUAGAAACUCCGGGCUCAGAGGGCUGCGGCGUUUAAUGUGUGGCGGAAGCGCUGGGGGCCACGGCUCGGCGCGGGGCCGGGCAGCGGGCGGUGUUUUCGCACCAUGAAUUACCCGGGCCGCGGGUCACCGCGGAGCCCGGAACAUAACGGCCGGGGCGGCGGCGGCGGCGCCUGGGAGCUGGGCUCGGAUGCGGAGCCGGCGUUCGGGGGUAGCGUCUGCUGCUUCGAGCACCUGCCCGGCGGGGACCCAGGCGACGGCGAGGUGCCCCUGGCCCUGCUGCGCGCUGACCCCGGACUGCACUUGGCGUCCGGCGCCGAGGACCACAACCACCACCUGGCGCUGGACUCCUGCCUCAGUGACGAGAACUAUGACUUCAGCUCAGCCGAGUCAGGCUCCUCGCUACGCUACUACAGCGAGGGCGAGAGCGGCGGCGGCGGCAGCACCUUGUCACUGCAUCCGCCGCAGCAGCCGCCGCUGGUCCCGUCGAACUCCGGGGGCGGCGGGGCGGCGGGAGGGGGGUCCGGGGAGAGGAAGCGCAGCCGGCUGGGCGGCUCGGCCGCUCGGCACCGCUACGAGGUGGUGACGGAGCUGGGCCCGGAGGAGGUGCGCUGGUUCUACAAAGAGGACAAGAAGGCUUGGAAGCCCUUCAUCGGCUACGACUCGCUCCGCAUUGAGCUCGCCUUCCGGACCCUGCUGCAGGCCACAGGCGCCCGGCCCCAGGCCGAGGACCUGGACGGCGACCAUGUGUGCGGCUCGGGUACCCUCGCAGGCCCGGCCUCCAGCUCCGGGGAGGACGACGACGAGGACCGCGCCUGCGGGUUCUGCCCGCGCGCGGCGAGGCACGAGCCAGAGAUGGAGGAGGUGGUGAACAUCGAGCCGGUGUGCGUGCGGGGCGGACUCUACGAGGUGGAUGUAACCCAAGGAGAGUGCUACCCUGUGUACUGGAACCAGGCUGAUAAAAUACCAGUAAUGCGUGGACAGUGGUUUAUUGAUGGUACUUGGCAACCUCUAGAAGAAGAAGAAAGUAAUUUAAUUGAGCAAGAACAUCUCAGCUGUUUUAGGGGUCAGCAGAUGCAGGAAAAUUUUGAUAUUGAAGUGUCAAAACCCAUAGAUGGAAAAGAGGGCAGUGGGAUCAACUAUUCUGUUGUCUACCACCUCCCUCCCUUCUCCCUCCCUUCUCUGUUCAAAUGGAGAGGAUAUAAGGAGAGUACAGAUGCGACAGGUCUUAAAAGAAAGCGUUACCAAGCUAUUCAUAGUUUCAAGUUGAGUCGAAACCAUGUGGACUGGCACAGUGUUGAUGAAGUGUAUCUUUACAGUGAUGCAACAACAUCUAAAAUUGCAAGAACAGUUACUCAAAAACUGGGGUUUUCUAAAGCAUCAAGUAGUGGGACCAGACUUCAUAGAGGUUAUGUAGAAGAAGCCACAUUAGAAGACAAGCCAUCACAGACUACCCAUAUUGUAUUUGUCGUGCAUGGCAUUGGGCAGAAAAUGGACCAAGGAAGAAUUAUCAAAAAUACAGCCAUGAUGAGAGAAGCUGCAAGAAAAAUAGAAGAAAAGCAUUUUUCCAAUCAUGCAACACAUGUUGAGUUUCUACCUGUUGAGUGGCGGUCAAAACUUACUCUUGAUGGAGACACUGUUGAUUCUAUUACUCCUGACAAAGUACGAGGUUUAAGGGAUAUGUUAAACAGCAGUGCAAUGGACAUAAUGUAUUACACUAGCCCACUUUAUAGAGAUGAACUAGUUAAAGGCCUUCAGCAAGAGCUGAAUCGAUUAUAUUCCCUUUUCUGUUCUCGGAAUCCAGACUUUGAAGAAAAAGGGGGUAAAGUCUCAAUAGUGUCACAUUCCUUGGGAUGUGUAAUCACUUAUGACAUAAUGACUGGCUGGAAUCCAGUUAGACUCUAUGAACAGUUGCUGCAGAAAGAAGAAGAGUUGCCUGAUGAACAAUGGAUGAGCUAUGAAAAACGACAUCUUCUUGAUGAGCUCUAUAUAACAAAACGACGGCUGAGGGAAAUAGAAGAACGGCUGCAUGGGUUGAAGGCAUCAUCUAUGACACAAACACCUGCCUUAAAAUUUAAGGUUGAAAAUUUCUUCUGUAUGGGAUCUCCACUAGCAGUUUUUUUGGCAUUGCGUGGCAUCCGCCCGGGGAACACUGGAAGUCAAGACCAUAUUUUGCCCAGAGAGAUUUGUAACCGGUUACUAAAUAUUUUUCAUCCAACAGAUCCAGUGGCUUAUAGAUUAGAACCAUUAAUACUGAAACACUACAGCAACAUUUCGCCUGUCCAGAUCCACUGGUACAAUACUUCAAAUCCUCUACCUUACGAGCAUAUGAAGCCAAGCUUUCUCAACCCAGCAAAAGAACCUACCUCAGUCUCAGAGAAUGAAGGCAUUUCAACCAUACCAAGCCCAGUGACCUCACCAGUCUUGUCCCGCCGACACUAUGGGGAAUCUAUAACAAAUAUAGGCAAAGCAAGCAUAUUAGGGGCUGCUAGCAUUGGAAAGGGACUUGGAGGAAUGUUGUUCUCAAGAUUUGGACGUUCAUCUGCACAGCCAUCUGAGACAUCAAAAGACUCAAUGGAAGAUGAGAAGAAGUCAGUUGCCUCGCCUCCUGCUACCACUGUGGCAACACAGACCCUUCCACACAGCAGCUCUGGCUUUCUUGAUUCUGCAUAUUUCAGACUUCAGGAAUCGUUCUUUAAUCUCCCACAACUUCUUUUUCCGGAAAAUGUAAUGCAGAAUAAAGAUAAUACCCUCGUGGAACUGGAUCACAGGAUUGAUUUUGAACUCAGAGAAGGCCUGGUGGAGAGCCGCUAUUGGUCAGCCGUCACAUCGCACACUGCCUAUUGGUCAUCCUUGGAUGUUGCCCUCUUUCUUUUAACCUUCAUGUACAAACAGGAGCACGAUAAUGAUGCAAAGCCCAAUUUAGAUCCAAUCUGAACUCUUGAAGGACAUUAAUGGCCCCAAACUGAUUUUUUUCCUGUUAAAAUAUGUGUGUCAGGACGUGGAAAUUUCCAGUUAAAUAUGUUUCACUUUUUUUUAGGACAAGGAAUAUUUGAAUUUAAAAGCACCUUAUUUUAUUUAAAAAAAGGAAAGAAAGAAACUUUCAGACCAAAAGGAGUUAUUUAUGGUUUUAAUCAUUUUGAUGAUGAAUCUGACGGAACCCUCUGCAGAGCAUCAAGCAAGACCUAGAAGUGGGAAAGGUUUGGGCGAACUGCAUGUAAACAGUAUAAAUCACGAUCUCAUUUUUUCCAAAUGUAAAAGUAUACUAAUGGGUUGGAUCUAAUGUAUUAACCAAAAUAUGUUGUAAAUCUAAAAUGGCCAAGGUCCAGUGUAUUCUAUGUAAAGAUCACAAGGUGAUAUUGUUUUAGAUUUCUAUGAAAGCCUCCAUUUCCACUAUUUAAUUGAAAAUGCAGUAUAACAGAUUUAAAAUGUUUUGAAUUUAACUUUAGGAAAACUAAUGCUAAAAAAGAAACAAUAUUUGAACUACUGUAUUUAUAAUUUAUUAUCUCUGUUUAUUUCAGUGUAUGAAACAUUACAUAUUUUUUACUGUUUCCUUUGAACAUAAUUUAAGAACUACAUUUAUUUUCUAUGGUGUUAAGACCCUUUUUUCUCAGAACUCCAUCUUUGUACUCUUCAGAUGAAUAUAUAGACACUGUGGCAUACCUUCAGUAUUUUUUUCAUUAAAAACUUGUGGUUUCACACAAAUAACAUUAGUUCAGUUAUUCUGAAAAAAAAUAAACUUUUUAUUAUGUCACAUGUACCUCAGAGAAAGCUAAAGUAAACUCAACACAGUAAUCCAAAAUGGGUACAUUAACUUUAUGGAAAAAUUAGUAAAUUUCUUUGGAGUAUGGAGUGUGACAAUUAUUUUAAAUGUAUACAUAGUCAUGUGCCAAACAAUUAACAUAAAUGAAGGGAUAGAGUGCCACUAACAAAUUUUAUUUUUAAAAUGUUUAGGAAAACAUGAUGGAGAAGUAAGGCACGGUAGAUCAGGCUUCUGGAGCACUGGGCGGGUUUCCUUCAACUAUAAUUGCUUCCGCAGUGCUUUUCAUCUGAGGAGCUCAAAGUGCUUUAAAAAGUAUACAUUCAGUAGUCUAUGUAGUAGCUCCAGGAGGUAAGUAAAUGAGUGUUAUUCUCAUGUUACAUGUUAAUAAACUAAGACACCAAAUAUUUAAGUGCCUCGAAUUAGAUUACAUAGCAGAUCAGAAGAGCUAAGAUUGAAGUCAGACUGUAUUCUUCUAUAUGCUAUUCAGUGACUAAUAAUUCACAGGUGACCUCUUACAAGUUUGUAAACAGUAAUAAUAAUAGAAGUUGCAAUCCAUGGUUUGGAGAAAUGGCUAGGAAGCCAAUAUCUUACCCCACUUGUCUUACGCAUUCUUGGGCUGUCAGACACAAAGAAAUGCUUAGAGGGGAUUAGCAGCCAUCUCUGCCACGACCAACCCUCACUUCUGAGUGGCUCCCACUAGAUUCCACUUAAGGUGCUGUCUUUGCUUGUCUUGUAAGAAUUUUCUUAGUUUUCCAGUAAUCAUUCUCAAACUGGGAGCAAAGCUGAUCCAUUGCACAUCUCAUUACUCCUUUCUUUAUAAGAAAGUAGAGUCUGUGGCUUACUGUAGCUUUUACUCUGGACCAUCAGUACUCUUGUCUCUUUAGGCCUUUAAUUGAGUUUGCACAAAAUAAAACACUUCUUUUUAGUGUUUAAAAAAAUCCUAAACUUCCAUGACCAAGUACGUGACUCACUAACUCUUGCCUUUAAAGGCUUUUAAUCAGGUCUUAGCAAAGCUGAAGUAAUCUUGAUUUCAAAUUUAGAGAUUCCUGUGAACUCAGAUCAUUUUCAUAACCUGUUUAUUUCAUAGGUCUAAUUUAGUUCUCAGGAAAAUUAAGCUCAUGUCAUAUGACUAUCACUAAAGGUACUUGAGCAUAUGUUGCUUUGGGUGAUGUGACACUGAAAUGCCCAAAAGCUUUAUGGUACUGAUCCUUCACCAUUAGAAUGUGAAGAGCCCUUUUUACCUGAGAAGAGAGGAAGUCUAUCACAUCUUUUGAUUUAGUAUCAUUGAAUAAGAAGAAAAGUAGUUUCUCAGAGCCAUAGGAAUGUAUCUGUUCCCUUUUUUCAUUGGAGAAAACAAAGUCAAAUUUAAUCUCUGGUUUCAUUUUAAUUGUUGGAAAGGACAUCAUCCAAAAUCCCAUUUCAAAAUGAGACCUUCUGAGCUACCAGGCAGGUGUUUUGUUUUUCCACCAAUACAUUAUUUCAUCAAGAGAGAGAGUGGUUUUGAUGUUAUGGUACUCUUCUUGUUUCCGUGUCUCUGCUUGUUGUCAUGGGAUGUGUUUGUAUAUAUUCAAGUAGUAUACAGAGUGUGUGUAAUUCUGACUUGAUUUAGAAGCUAAGUAGCGUUUUGCAACUUUUUUCUAGCAAGUACUAAAUUGGCUAAAAAGUUAUAUUUUUUAUACCAUUAAAAUUGUAUUCUCUAUUUUGCAUACAUACUAGGCUGAUUCUCUUGAGUAUUGGGUAGAUCAUUCAGUUUUAAGCUAGUUAGGUUCCCAAAAGUUAUUGAAGGUUAGAAUAAGGAGAAUGUCUUUGGGUUAAGUCUUGCCUUUUUAGUUUAAAAUUUGCCUUUGCUAAGGCCUUUUAUUAGUUUAUUACCUUAUGUGGGGCAGUUCUCUGUCCUAUAGGGUUGCUAUGAGUCGGAAUCGACUGGAUGGCACUGGGUUUUUGCUGGGUUAUUUUUGGUAGUAAUUGGGCUUAUUUUAUAAUCCAGUGUUGUUGUAAUUUAGGAUAUAAUCACAAAAUAUACUGGUUUUUCCAGCAACUACUCCUUUAUAUGUGAAACAAGCCUUAGGAAUCUUACAUGUUUUACUUCUUCCUAUUAAACAGCAUCUGUUAGCUUUUUUAAAUACUCAAACUGAAUAUGUUCAAUAGAAGCCCUCAGACAUUAAUCCUCAGUCUGUUUUCCUGUUGGGCCUGAAGCAUCGUAGUCUAUAAGCAUGUAUUCAUCCAUUCCCCACCCAGCUUGGCAUUUCUUGCAAAAUAUAGAGAGAGGAAAAGAAAUCAUCCAUGUAGUGUCACAGCUAGUUCAACCAUUCGUUGCAGUGAUAGUGAUAGCACCUGAACCCCUCGAGGUGGAGUCAGACCAGACCAACAGAUUUUUACUGUAAGGUCUAUAAACAGGUCUAUAGUAGAGAGAAAUAAUUAUAUUUCUUUCUGAUUGAUUAGAUUGGUCAGUACUGUAUUUCUGUCUUCACUAUUAAUGACUAAGGCAUUUUGACAAUUGAGAAAACCAAUUUGAGUGUAUAUUUAGAACUAUUUUUGAAUAAUCUUGUUACAAAUGAGGCCAAAGAAGGUAUUAAAGCCAGGGUCAAGACAGCUAAAAAGAGAAUGUAGUGAUUAUAUACUGAAAAAGGAAACUAGAAUUUGACUAAACCCAUCUGAGUAUUAGAUACUUGACUUCUGUGAUUAUUCUCAAGUUUUCCAUCUCUCAUCCUGAUUGUACUGUCAUUCCUGGGCCCUGAAGCCUUCUACCAGGAAUCCUGUUAUUACUGAUGCCUUCACGGAUAGAAACCUGAUGGUUGUCUGGCUGAACUUGGAACACAUGCAUUAAAUAUUUUAUGGUUGUUGUUGUUAGGCCUGUCAAGUUGAUUCUGACUCAUAGCAACCCUAUGCACAACAGAACGAAACACUGCCUGGUCCUGUGCCAUCCUCACAAGCAUUGUUAUGCUGGAGCCCAUUGUUGCAGCCACAGGGUCAGUGCAUCUCAUCGAAGGUCUUCCUCUUUUUCACUGACCAUCUACCUUACCAAGCAUGACAUCCUUUUCCAGGGACUGUUCCCUCCUGAUAACAUGUCCAAAGUGUGUGAGUUGAAGUCUCACCAUCCUCACUUCUAAUGAGCGUUCUGGCUGUACUUAUUUCAAGACAGAUUUGUUCUUCUGGCAGUCCAUGGUAUAUUCAGUAUUCUUCACCAAAACCAUAAUUCAAAGGCAUCGAUUUUUCUUUGGUCUUCCUUAUUCAUUGUCCAGCUUUCACAUGCUUCUGAGGUGAUUGAAAACACCAUGGCUUGGGUCAGGUGCACCUUAGUCCUUAAAGUGACAUCUUUACUUUUUAACACUUUAAAGAGACCUUUUGCAGCAGAUUUGCCCAGUGCCAUGUGUUGUUUUGAUUUCUUAACUGCUGCUUCCAUGGGUGUUGAUUGUGGAUCCAAGUAAAAUGAAAUUCUUGACACCUUCGAUCUUUUCUCUGUUUAUCGUGAUGUUGCGUAUCGGUCCAGUUAUAUGAGGAUUUUUGUUUUCUUUAUGUUGAGUAAUUUAUACUGAAGGCUGUGGUUUUUGAUCUUCAUCAGUAAGUGCUUCAAGUUCUCUUCACUUUCAGCAAGCAAGGUUAUGUCAUCUGCAUAUCACAGGUUGUUAAUGAGUCUUCCUCCAAUCCUGAUGCCCCAACCUUCAUAUAGUCCAGCUUCUCAGAUUAUUUGCCCAGAAUACAGAUUGAAUAAGUAUGGUGAAAGGAUACAAUCCUGACGCACACCUUUCCUGAUUUUAAACCACUCAGUAUACCCUUAUUCUGUUCGAACAACUGCCUCUUCGUCUAAGCACAGUUUUCUCAUGAGCACGAUCAAGUGUUCUGGAAUUCCCAUUCUUCACAAUGUUAUCCGUAAUUUGUUACAGUCCACACAGUUAAAUGCACAGUCAAUAAAAUACAGGUAAACAUCUUUCUGGUAUGCUUUGCUUUCAGUCAUGAUCCAUCUAACAUCGGUAAUGAUAUCCCAUCCUUCCAUCACAGCAACAUGCAAGCCCCCACAGUUUGACAAACUGACAGACGCAUGGAGGAUUUUAUUGUUAACCCAUUGCCGUAGAGUCCAUUCUGACUCAUAACAACCUUAUAGGACAGAGUAGAAGUGCCCCAUAUGGUUUCUAAGGAGCACUUGGUGGAUUUGAACUGCUGACCUUCUGGUUAGCAGCCAUAGCUCUUAACCACCAUGCCACCAGGGUUUCCAUUUUAUGGUUAGAUAUGGGAAGUACGAGUAGUUCCCUAACAUUUUAGAAUACAUAUGUUUAAAAAAAAACAACUUGUAUCUACAAACAGCAAAUUUGGUAGGUAUCAUCCCCACUGAAUGCUUAUCUCUGUUAGAUCUAUGUUGGAUCUAGGAAGCCAGUACAACUCAGGUUGUCUCCCUACAUUUUCCUUUUGGGUUAGUCAAGGGGAAGGGAAGUUGCCAAGGAAAUAUUGAUUGUAUGGAACCUAGAGCAUUGUACAGAAUGGCAGGAUAUAGAAUUUCAUCUCAAACAUUCAUUUGGCAAGGCCAUCUCACGUACUUUGGACAUGUUUUCAGGAGGGACCAACCCCUUGAAAAGGAUAUCAUGUUUGAUAAAGUAAAGGGUCAGCAAAAAAAAAAAAAAGGAAAAGCCUCAACAAGA